UUUCAAUUUUAACCAAUGAACGAGUCAGGUAAACAUUUCUGCAGGAAAGCGAUCAUUUGGAUGAGUUUUGAUAUGUCCAUACGCAACACCAAUGUCUGUGUUGUGAAAAAGAUGAAGAUUAUGGCUGAAAAUGAAUACUUUAGUAUUGGCAGUAUAGUCGCCUGCACAACAUGUUACCAGCAGAAGAUACAAGGAGAAGUCAUGGCCUUUGACAUUGGAACGAAAAUGUUAGCCAUCAAAUGUCAGCCAGCAAGUGGUAAACACAGUGUACAUGAUGUAAAGCUGGUUAAUUUGUCAUAUGUAAGUGAAGUAAAAGUGCUAAAGGAAGCUGACAGGGACACAUCUCCACCCCCAUUGGCUAACCUUAAUUCACAGAAGAUCAAUGCCAGAUUACGAUCAAAUAUAGAAGAAAAGAAACGUCAAGUGAACUAUAUUGGUGUAGGAGUCACUCCAGAAGGACAGAAGGUUUUUAAUGCCAUUGUGAAAACAAUCACUGAUGUAAAAUGGGAUCGGCAAAAUAUUGUAGUACUAGAGGAAGUGACCAUACGACCACCAUACGGACUAGAUGACUGUAAAGGAAAAGAGGGUUGUCGAACUCUUGAACAUGUCAAGAAAAUAGUACAGAAGCACCUGAAAGAUUUGGAGACACAGAGGUCUAGUGACAAGUCACAUUCACCAUCUCCGGCAGCCUCGUCAUGAACCCCUUCAUCAGAUAUAUACAUACAUUUAUACAGUCAAACUAUUGUAACAAUAUUCAGUUAUCUAACAAACAAAAAAACUUAUUGACAGGUAGUGGUAUUUUAAGUGAGUCAGACAUUUUGACGUCUGCUUCCACAAAUGUGUUCGUGUAAUAAGGUUGUUUUUUUGAGAACAUAGAUUAAUACAGUGUCAGGCAGAGUGAAUAAGCUGUGAAUUAGGUAAAACAUGAGCUUUAAGAUUAUUGUAACAUUAUAUUAAUACUUUGAUACCCUAUACUUCAAAUAUAUGUAAAAAAAAAUAAUUCAGCCAUAGUUUUCUGAAAAAGUUAAUGUUUUAAAAGCUAAUUCUGAAUUAUUUUUAUCAUAUUUAUACACAGUUAAAUUAUAUUGUUUCCAUAAUCUUAUGGUCGGUUCUCGAAAGAGUUAUAAAACAGAAUGUCUCUGUUAUUUAAUACAAGGUUUAUACAUGGUACAUUUAUAGAAUACAAUGUUCCUGAACAAAAUAUGCUGCUAAUUUAAGUAUGGUUUUGACUCUUUAGCAAUAAUUUUGUGCAUUGGCCUGUUGCUUUUGAAAAAAUGAUAACUGGUGUUUUGCAUUUAAUAUUUAUCAAAAUACAAACAAUGAUGGACAUCAGAAAUAAAGCUUUAUGCUCUUUAAUAAAUUGUAAGGUAACUUUGUUACAUGGUUGUAUGUUUGUCUACAUUUACUAUGUAGCUAUUAUGUCGUUUUGUACACUCUGAAGCUGAGCUCUGAAUGACUGGACAAAAUACAUAUACUUGAAGUAAGAUUUAGAUCUCGACUCUCAGUACAGAAUCGCAUCAUCUGACAUUUCUGCCAUCUAACAAUAUUUAAUAUCACUGUAUUGGAAACUGUACAAGUGUAGAUUCAAAAACUGGCAGUAAAUAAUAACAAUCUGCAGGGACAGACUAAUGCCAUAAAAAGUGUUUCUAGAUUUAAGCCCAAGUUGCCUGUAUAAUUAAAUUACUAUAUCAUACAUUUUAAAGUGAGUCUCCCUAUUCAUUUUAAAGAUAAUUUUCAUACUGUAUUGUUAAUUUCUUAAAUGAAAGAGAAGUUAAAAAACAUGGGUUUUUGUAGUCAUGUUAUGAAAAAUUUAAUUUAAAAUGAAGUUAAACCAAGCUGAGAAAGGGCGGAAAGCUAACUUGGUGAUAUGUUUUAUUUUUUUAUUAUUUUAUUUUAGUUUGAUGAUUGCAAGUCUUUAUUUUUAAUAAAGUAACCAGUCGUUAUUUCAGUGAUAGUGAAUUUCUAACAUUGUCUAUGUACUGUUAUUUUUACUUAAAGAAAUGUAAACAAGAAAUGUUGUAGUAAUUCUAUAUAUAUUUGGACUUUUUUUAAGUUAUAAAAAAGGGGUAUCAAUCAUGAAAAAAAAAGUUGUGCACCUUUUUAAGGA
Ruditapes philippinarum (Manila clam) is the source of this 2107-nucleotide messenger RNA. RefSeq names its product protein LSM12-like. The record is from RefSeq and is a predicted model, not a curated record. The transcript has 5 exons. NCBI's taxonomy places the organism in Eukaryota, Metazoa, Mollusca, Bivalvia, Venerida, Veneridae. The coding region runs from base 16 to 699 and encodes 227 amino acids.